GACUCAGUAACCUUUGUGGGUAGACAGGUUCGUUGAUAAAAACAGCUGUUUUUGCUUUUUCAAAGCGUUUAUUUUCAUUAGAUUGGUUUGCGAAAAAAAUUUGUCGCAUGUGACGUCAAAGAAUGGAAACCAGGGUUAAGAUAAAAAAGGACAGCAUGAAAGGCCCAAAGACACCAAAAAUUAAUGUACGAGACACACCAGAUGGUCACAGUGCAAAGAAAAGAGAUGUAAUGAAAAUCAAGCCUAAUACACCCGGUAUGAAAAAGAAACAGACAAAAGUAAAAAUAGAAAUGUCCCUAACAGACCAACCAAGUGAAAAGAAGAAGAAGAGGCAGAAAGAUGCACAAUCUGAAGAAAGUCCCAAGCUGAAAAAAAGGAAACAUUCAGGUGAUGCAAAUGAUGAAAACGUGGUUGCAGCGAAGUCUAAGGAUGGAGAUAAGAAAGAGAGGAAGAAAGCAAAAGUGAAGAAACAUGAUAGGACCUUGGAGGAAGCAGCUGUACAGAAGAUGAGAGGAAUGCCUGAUGGCGCUGAGGUGGGAAAAGAUGAUGCAGCGCAGAAGGGUGGGAGGAAAAAGUCUAUGGAGAAGAAGGACAAGAAACCGUUAAAAGUUCUGAAACAUGCUGUGAAAAACAUCAAGAUGUUCAAAAAGGACACGAAAGGCACAAAACGGAAACUUGAAGAUGGACAAGAAGCAGGUGAUGCGAAGAAACCAAAGUUGGUCGAAAUGAAGAAGAAAGACAGAAAAGUAGCCAGGAAAGCGAUGAAGAAUAAUUAUGAUGUCUCGCAUAAGGCAAAGAGAAUUUGGGAGGAACUCCGCAAAUUCAAGAUACCUGAUGAGAAGAAGAAAGCACUUUGUGAUGAACUCUGUGAGCUUGUGAAGGGGAAAUGCAAAGAGUUGAUAUUUGCCCACGACACAUGCCGAGUCAUUCAGUGCCUCGUCAAGUAUGGAUCCACGGAACAUCGCACAAAAUUGUUUGAAGAAUUAAAGGACGAUAUCCUGGAGAUGAUCAAGUGCAAAUAUGCCAAGUUCUUUGUCAAGAAAUUAAUAAAAUAUGGCACAAAGCCACAGAAAGCAUUAAUCUUUAAAAGUUUUUAUGGUAAAGUGCGGAAAUUGGUCAGACAUUCGGAAGCUUCGGAAAUCCUAGAGUACUGCUACAAUGAGUAUGCCAAUGCUGCUCAGAGAGCUGCAAUGGUUGAGGAGUUCUACGGACCGAGUUUCGCCCUGUUCAAAACGGACGAGAUCAGGACGUUAGACCAGUUGAUUGCCAGCGAUCCAAACAAGAAGGACUCCAUUCUUGGCAACAUGAAAGAAGCUUUGCUACCACUGAUUGACAAGAAUGUUCUCCAACACUCGAUAGUUCACCGAAUCUUUCACGAAUUCUUCACUCAUGCCAGCGCCAAAAUGAAAGCUGAUAUGGUAGAAGCCCUUAGGGAAAAUAUGGUUCAUAUGGUUCACACAAGAGAUGGCGCGCGUGUCGGUAUGAUGUGUUUCUGGCAUGGAACGGCUAAGGACCGCAAAGUGAUAAUCAAGAGUAUGAAGCCUCAUGUGUUGAAGAUGGCCAAAGAGGAGCAUGGCCACUUGGUCCUGUUGGCAAUGUUCGACUCUGUGGAUGACACCAAGCUUGUAGGAAAGGCCAUCAUUGAGGAACUUUGCAAGUCUGUCCAAGACGUGGCCCUGAACCAGCAUGGGAGAAAGGUUCUGCUCUACCUCCUUGCUCCCAGGGACCCGUUGCACUUCCAUCCCGACGUCAUAAGGAUCCUUCAGCAGGGUGACGAAAGUAUCACAAGCAAAAAGAGCAAGGAAGUGAGGCGUAAGGAACUUUUGGAUGUUUCCUCCGCACCCCUUCUCAAGCUGAUUGUUGACCACACCAGGGAGUUGGUCAUGUGUAACUCAACCUUACUGCUGGUGAUGUCCAUCAUUACACACGCUGUGGGGGAUCUCCAUGAUGCAAUGGAGGCUGUAGCCCAGAUCGCUGCUGAACCGUUCGUCCCCGGAAAUCUAGAAAACUUUCAUAUCAUUGAACAUCCAGCUGGCCAUAUUGCACUCAAGAGGUUGAUUACCAAUGAUAAACAGAGGAUGCAGGCUAAUGAAACUGUACUGUUCUCAAAGGUGUUACUGGAGACCAUCCCAAAUGGUACACUGAAGUCUUGGGCAACAUGCAACAGAGGCUGCUUCAUCCUUGUCGUAUUAAUGGAAUUGGAAAAUGAGGAGGUGUCAGCGGCCGUCAAGAAAGAAAUCACUCCGAUUAAGAAAGCUGUUGGAAAGUUGAAUGUGAAAGGUGCUCAGAUACUUCUUGAGAAGUUAGGCAAAUGAAAAUUUAAUAUCCCUUUUGACAUCCUAGUCUAAAUGCACAGACAAACUGCGAGAACCAGCAGUAUUUUUGGUGGAUACUAUUUUGUUAGAAAUUAUGUACUUGAAGCAACAUAUGAAUUAAGAAUAUGGUAAAUGCCACGAAGUUUGGACAGUUCAUAUCUAUUAAGGUCAAGAUCAGCCUACAUGUAUUCUGUCAGUUAUAGUUGGAGCGGUAAUGGCAUCUGUUUGAUGUUUCAAUUAUGAAAUUGUGUUGUGUAAAUGAUCUUUUAGUCUUGGUCUUUGAAAUAAAAACAAUUA
Molecule: messenger RNA, 2612 nt
Organism: Lineus longissimus
Lineage: Eukaryota; Metazoa; Nemertea; Pilidiophora; Heteronemertea; Lineidae
Product: pumilio homolog 3-like
Exons: 16
Coding region: 123-2315 (730 amino acids)
Biological process (GO): regulation of translation
Cellular component (GO): nucleolus
Molecular function (GO): mRNA binding
Source: RefSeq, a predicted model, not a curated record